CCGAUAUUUCGUGCACAUAGCACGGAACAGAACCGGAAAUUGUACACGUUAUAUAUGUUACCCUCUGAGAACACUCGUCAAUCUUAGCUUUGUAGUUCACAUCCACGUGUUUAGGGUCCACAGAGAGCGUAUUACUUUCAGGGAUCAUCUAAAAGCGAGCGUCAUAAUAGUUUUCGAUCUUCUCUGUCUGGAGUUACAUAGUUGAAAACGUAUUUUUGUAGUGUUUGUAAUUAUAAAUUAUAAUGCAAAUAAGUAUGCAUUAAACAAUGGAAAGGGACAGUCACAGUUGUUUUAUUACUGCGUCUGGAUUCUGUCCGGAUUGUGGUUCAAUUUUGCCAUUACUGGAUGAAAGUAAAGAUACCGUUGUAUGUUUUGCAUGCAAAAGGGAAUGGAAUGCUGAAAGUACGUACUCCGAGUUACAAGAAACUUUCGGGGAUAUGAAAAUGACACAUACAAUUCAUUUUAAUUCUAAAAACACUUAUAUAUCCGCCAGAGAAGCAGAUGAUAGUGACGAUGAUGCGGAUGGACCAAUUGUAGAACGAGCAUGUCCUCAGUGUAAAAACGAUAAAAUGUCAUAUGCUACAUUACAAUUAAGAUCUGCUGAUGAAGGGCAAACUGUGUUUUAUACGUGUACGAAGUGCAAAUACAAAGAAACAGAGAAUUCGUGAAGUAAAAUUUUUGAUUACAUAUAUUAUUUUGUAAAGUACUUGUUGUAACAAAUAUAUGAUUUUUUUUCUUUUAUUUUCUUUUUUUUAUAUUAUAUGAAGUAAUAUAUUGAAGAAAUAUAAAAUUCUUGAUGAC
Messenger RNA from Camponotus floridanus (Florida carpenter ant), 801 nucleotides. RefSeq names its product DNA-directed RNA polymerase I subunit RPA12 (gene RpI12). NCBI's taxonomy places the organism in Eukaryota, Metazoa, Arthropoda, Insecta, Hymenoptera, Formicidae. Bases 267 to 668 code for a protein of 133 amino acids. Gene Ontology annotation, biological process: DNA-templated transcription; termination of RNA polymerase I transcription. The transcript has 3 exons. Gene Ontology annotation, cellular component: RNA polymerase I complex. Gene Ontology annotation, molecular function: zinc ion binding; DNA-directed RNA polymerase activity; nucleic acid binding. The record is from RefSeq and is a predicted model, not a curated record.